UGUCAAAAUCGCUCUAAAUUGACGAAAAAAUUCCAAGUUUGACUGGCCAAAUCAAGAGAUUUUUACUAAUUUCUUUGAAAGUGAACAAAGUAAUCAAUUAUUUAUUAAUUACUUUUAUUUUUAAGGGUGGAAUAGUUUUCAAACAAACGUUGAACUAUGGAAAACGACAGUAAUAAGCCUUACAAGAUAUGCGAUGUAAACCGAGACAAAAAGAAAGGAAUUGUAGCUUCAUCGCUGGAAGAUUUACUUGCAAAAGUGCCGGAAAAAUUAGGUCUACCUUCAGAACACCUCACAGUUGUAUUAGAGUCCGAUGGAACAGAAGUAGAUGACGAAGAUUAUUUUUCCACUCUCGACCCUGAUACUUCUCUUAUGAUUUUGCAUGGUAAUGAAAAAUGGGCUCCUAACAUGCCAAAAUGCCAAGUGUCUCUAGAUCAAACAGAUGAAGUCACUCUAGGAGACAAAAGUCAAGUGGCCAAUCUUGUAGGCCGCCUACAACACAAUCUUUGUCAUAUUUCAUUACUAGGUGGCCAAGAUCUUGAACUACUGUCGGACAUGGACCCUGAUAGUCUCGCUGAUAUUGUUACUGACAGGGACAACAGAAUAAUCUUGGAACAUAUCAAGGAGGCAUCUGGAAGAAUUUUAUUAGAAAAACGUCAAGCUCAAGAUGCAAUGGAACUGCUAAAGCUAUAUCAUCAAAGUGUUGCUAAUGGGACAGAAGAUGUGUCUCCACCAAAACAAGAGAGAGUGUAGAAUGUCAUCAGAAUAACAAUGGUAACCCACUAAAUUAACCCUCGAUUUAUUUUUAGGGGAUGGUACAUCUCAAAAGUUUACAAAGACUUACUUACUUUCCAGUAAUUUGUCUGACUGCAUUUAUUUGCAAAAUAUUAUUUCUUUCUUAACCAGAAAGUUUUAUUUAAAAAAAAGUUCGAUUUAAACCUGUUAAUCUAAUUAAAUAGUAUUUACUGUUAUUGAAUUAUUUGAUACACCAAGAGAAUGAGGCCUUUUUUUCUAGUUUAUAAUAAGUAUUUGAAGCUUUUAUAUGAAUAUUAUACAAGGGUAGAUUUGCUUUGUAUUGAAAUUUAGAAAUCCCUGAUCCUGAGUGAUUAGACUUUAAUUCAUUCAAGCUUUUAGCUAAAUUUACUGCUAUGAGAAAUUAAGUAAAUAACAUUCAACCUAAAUCAUCUAAAAUAAAAAUUAUUUCAUAUUUUAGUUAGGGCUAGGAGGGGGUUAGGUAUAAAAAGGUAAGUAAUGUGAUGCAAUUGUGGGAGUUAGUUAUUAUAAGACGCUAAUCUUAUGAAUAUGAGCUAAAAUCGAAAGGUAAUCAUAUACAUACUGUCAUUUUAAGAAUUGAUGUAAUUAUAGUGUUGUGGGCAUUUAUCAUUGAGUAUUUCAUAAUACAUUCCCAGCAAAAUUCUAGUAAUUCAGUAGUUUCAUGGUAAUUAAAUUAAAUUAUGUGUUAAUGUAAACUAAAUUGGUACCUAUUUUGUAUACAAAAUGCUGUGUUUAAUCAUUUGUUUUCAUAUUUAGAACAUCAGGUAUGGUAGUAUAAGUAUUAUCUUUAGUAUACUUAUAACAAUACGACAAUAGAUAUGCUAGAAAUUAAGCAUUUAUUAAUAAAUUAGGAUUUGAUUUAUUGUGGAUUUAAUUUUGAGCUUUUUGUAAACUUUUGAGGAAAAAUUUGCCGCAAGGUUGGUAAACAACAUCAAUUCAAAAGACUGAUAGUGGUAAUUUUUUUUUAUAUAGUUUUACCCCUAGAAUAAGAUUUGUUAUUUUGAUUCCAAGUUUGCUCAAACAAUUUACAAAAAGAUAUGAAAUAAUUUCAUCUGUUUGAUUCUACUGCCAUAGCUUGAAAAUCAGGAUGGAAAUCAUUGCAUAUAGUAAACCUUUAACAAUGUUGGGGUAUAAUGUUGGAAAUAAUUGUAUGAUGCCAAAAAUAUUUUUUCCUCAUUUGAUUUAAAUUAUUUAAGUUCACAACUAAAAUGUAUUUAUUAAGUUUUAUUAUCAUGUCUAUACUGUGUUCUCCUCAAGUAUUUAUGAUAUGUAGUUAAAUACUUAUACGUCAUAGGCUGCUGUUAAGAAAGCCACAAAAACUUCAGCAAAGUUGUGAACAGUUUCAAAACCUAAUUCCAAUUAUCUACAUAUUAUGUAAUUUAAAUUACAUUACUGGAUAUUACUAAUAUUUAACAAUUAUAAUACUAGCUGUAGUUGUAUUGUUUUAUAAAGAAUAACUAGUGCACUUAUUAAAUUCAAGCCAAAUGUAAAUAGAGGUGGUGAUAAACAUGCACAUAGCACAUUUCUAUUACAAUGUUUUUAAUUAUUAAGCACUGUGAUAAAAACAGGAUUAUGAGUAAUAUGGUGGAAAUAACUGCAAAUAUUUUUUUUAUAGAAAAUCCAAAAUGUAGUCUGUAACUUGCUAGUGCAUGUAUCAAUAGUAACCUGUUAAAAGAUUGUAUUAUGUAUCCUGAAAUCUUGCAUAAACAUAUUUAGAUAUGAAAUAAUAUCUUACUGUUAAUCUUUAUAUUCCUGUAUUUGUCCUUCGUAAUCAUAAUUUGGAAUCUCCUGUAUUUUUAGUUAUAUUCCAACCAAAAAUGUUAUGGAAUUACAUACAUUGUGGAAUUGUUAACUUGCAAUAUUUCCUAAUAGUGGAAUUGAGGAGUAGUAUUAUUGUACCUAUAAUAUGUUAUGUAUUAAUUUCUUAUGUGCACAAAUAUACAUAGCAAAUACAUAAUUAAAUUUAU
This is a messenger RNA of Ostrinia nubilalis (European corn borer), 2738 nucleotides long. It is a transcript of the gene Drep1, whose product is annotated as DNA fragmentation factor subunit alpha-like. The transcript has 2 exons. Lineage: Eukaryota; Metazoa; Arthropoda; Insecta; Lepidoptera; Crambidae. The coding region runs from base 157 to 750 and encodes 197 amino acids. Gene Ontology annotation, biological process: regulation of apoptotic process; apoptotic process. The record is from RefSeq and is a predicted model, not a curated record.